This is a messenger RNA of Acanthosepion pharaonis, 744 nucleotides long. The record is from the annotation of a GenBank genome assembly. NCBI's taxonomy places the organism in Eukaryota, Metazoa, Mollusca, Cephalopoda, Sepiida, Sepiidae.
AUGCUAAGGGAGGUGGAGAUCCUAUCAGGAUUUAAAUAUCCGUGGUCGGGGGCACCAGGGAAAACAUAUAUUUCAAACCAAACCCUUUCUUUCUUUCUUUCUUUCUUUCUUUCUUUCUUUCUUUCUUCUCCUCUUUCUCGUACACAUUCUUUCUUUCUUUCUUUCUUUCUUUCUUUCUUUCUUUCUUUCUUUCUUUCCCUCCCUCUUUCUCAUACACAUUCUUUCUUUCUUUCUUUCUUUCUUUCUUUCUCAUACACAUUCUUUCUUUCUUUCUUUCUUUUCUUUCUUUCUUUCUUUCUUUCUUUCCCUCCCUCUUUCUUAUACACAUUCUUUCUUUCUUUCUUUCUUUCUUUCUUUCUUUCUUUCUUUCUUUCCUUCUUUCUUUCCCCCCUCUUUCUCAUACACAUUCUUUCUUUCUUUCUUUCUUUCUUUCUUUCUUUCUUUCUUUCUUUCUUUCUUUCUUAUACACAUUCUUUCUUUCUUUCUUUCUUUCUUUCUUUCUUGAAAUUUUCUGCAUUUUCUUUCUAUCUUUCUUUUCUUUCUUUCUUUCUUUCUUUCUUUCAUUCUUUCUUUCUUUAUUUCUUUCUUUAUUUCUUUCUUUCUUUCAGAAUCGUUCACCUUUGUUUCUUUCUUUCAAACAUUGAAACAUUCAUUUUUAUCUAUCUAUCUAUCUAUCUAUCUAUCUAUCUAUCUAUCUAUCUAUCUAUCUAUCUGUCUAUCGAUCUAUCUAUCACAACCUGUUGA